Messenger RNA from Cyanidioschyzon merolae strain 10D, 624 nucleotides. RefSeq lists its product as hypothetical. Lineage: Eukaryota; Rhodophyta; Bangiophyceae; Cyanidiales; Cyanidiaceae. The coding region runs from base 1 to 624 and encodes 207 amino acids. The record is from RefSeq and is a predicted model, not a curated record. The transcript has a single exon.
AUGGCUGAGACUCUGGCUUGGUCGAUUUUUCCUGUUUCCAACUCGUCAGUUCGGGCUGCUGUGGCACCUGAGAGUACUGGAGCAACGACUUGGCUGCGCAGGCACCGCCGCCACUGCUGGCAUCGAAGUAAGAAUUCGCACCGCCUGCCGGCCGCUUUAUCACACGUUCGUGGGCAGUACCGGUCGCCGCGCUCGCGUGGUAAGCGUGACGAUGACGGUUCCGGUAACGACUCGGACGGAGGUUUUUUGGGUAGAGGCGGCGAUGCGUUCGCGAGUGGGCGCAGCGCGGGCCCCGGUGGAGACGGGAUUUUCGGCUCACCCGUGGUGCUCGAAGAAGGCAACCGGCUCAUGCGUGACCACGCAGAGCUACUGCGGCUUGGACAGAAAUAUAAGCUUUUUGACCGGGAAGGGAAGCUGGCGUAUAUCGCGCAGAUGGAGUCCGUCUUCGAUCGCUGGAAAGUAUUUCUGAAACGUUUUGAACUCAGUACUGACUUUCAGGCACAGCUUUACCUGAAGCAGUUGGAUGCAUGGCUUGCGCAGUUUGGUAUGCGAAGAGAGGAUCUCCUUCGGAACCUGGAAAUUUCGCUAGACAUGAUGCGACAAGACGCAGAGCGGGAGCUUUGA